Molecule: messenger RNA, 1140 nt
Organism: Entrophospora candida
Lineage: Eukaryota; Fungi; Glomeromycota; Glomeromycetes; Entrophosporales; Entrophosporaceae
Source: the annotation of a GenBank genome assembly
AUGGAAGGAUUCAUUGAUAAAUGUUCAAUUAAAGAAAAAGAAGAACUAGACAAAUAUUUAUCUCUAGUAAUUUUUGGUAGUGGUCUCCCCUUAUCAAUUGUAGAAAAUCAAAGUGGACAAACAACUGUAACAAAUCAAUUAUUAAUUUCAUGGUUACUUUACCAAAAACCACUAUUUUGGAAGGCAUUAGAAACCAAAGAAUCAUCACACACUGCUGAAUAUAUCUCAGAAAAAUUAGAAGAAGUAAUUAAUGAAGUUGGCCAAGAUAAAGUUGUUGCAGUUUUGACUGAUAAUGCAGCCAACAUGAAAAAGGCUCAUAAGAUUCUUAAUAAUAAAUUUAACAAAAUUAUUUUUAUAGAUUUACCAUGGGCAAAAGAAAUUAUAGAUUCUGUCAAAGAUAUUGUUAAAUUUUUUAAGAAACAUCAUAUUGAAGGGUCAUGUUUAAAUAGAAUCCAAAUUGAAAAAAUUGGUAAAAGAAUACAAUUGCAAUUACCUGGUAAUACACGUUGGGGCUCUCAUAAUUUCUGUUUAAAUUCAAUAAUUGCAAAAUUAAUAUCAAAAUUAGUUGAUACCAAUUCAUUUUGGCCAGCAACAGAACUUUUAUGUUCUUUUUUAAAAUUAUUUGUUGAUAUGUUUAAAAUAUUUGAAAGUGAUAAACCAAAUUUAUCAUCAGUGUAUAAUGAAUUUAUUAUUCUUGGGAAUGAAAUUUCAAAAUCAACAAUUCCUAUCAAAGAUGAGGUUUUGGAUAUUUACAAUCAUUAUAAUGAAAAAUUAUAUCAUCCAGCCAUUGCUAUUGCUUAUUUUUUCGAUCCUAGAUAUAAAGGCAAAUAUCUACCAGAUAGAAUUUCAAGUAUCUCAUAUAUAGUUGAAGAGACAGUCAAACUUACUGAUAAAGCAAAUAUUGGAAAAUUAACUAAAGAGAUUAUGGAAUAUCAUGCCAAGUCUAGUCGGUUUAGUUCAAAUUUUUUGUGGUUAAAAGAAGCAAUUGAGGAACCAAUCACUUGGUGGACAUCUCUAGAGAAAGAUGUUCCAAUUUUAAGUCAGGUUGCAAUAAAAUUAAUGAAAAUACCUGCUUCUUCUGCAGCAUCAGAACGUAAUUGGAGUGAUUUUGAUUAUCUAAUUCAUAUGAAAAAGGAUUGA